Molecule: messenger RNA, 3801 nt
Organism: Vicia villosa (hairy vetch)
Lineage: Eukaryota; Viridiplantae; Streptophyta; Magnoliopsida; Fabales; Fabaceae
Exons: 5
Coding region: 1-3801 (1266 amino acids)
Source: RefSeq, a predicted model, not a curated record
AUGGAAAAGCCGCACAAACUAGCUGAUUAUGAUGGAAAGGAGGAAUUUGAUGAACACGUGCAACUUGUGGACGAAAGCCUGAGUUACUUCACCUGCGACGAAGCCUCCAAAUGGAAUUUUUUUGCACUCACCCUAGUCGGACUACCUCAAUUAUGGUUUAAUGGCCUACAUGAUGGGUGCAUUAAUUUAACCGCCCAAUUUUAUAAGAGGUUUUCGGUUUUGUUGAAGUAUUGCACAUAUAAUAUUGUGGUUGAUGAAAUUUUUAUUUGGGAUUGGAGUAAUUCAAUCAACAAGACAUUGAUGAGAUCUGACUUCGAAGAAGCAACUACUGAAGUCGAAGUUGAUGCAAUUGUUGAAACUCGAGUCAAAGUCGAAGCAGUUACAAAUAUUCCUGACACAGUCGAAGUCGAAGAUGGUGUGAUUGAUAUUAGCCAAAGACCUCAAAGAACUCAAACUCUUCCAGUAAGACUUCAAGACUAUGAUGUGGCCGGUGAUGGUGAAGUCACACCAGAUGGACAAUUAAUUCAUUUUGCUUUACUAGGAGGGGGAAGCAAAGUGAAAAGAAAAAGAAUCGGGUUUAUGAAUAGAACAGGGGAAGCGGAUGUCUGUUUUAUACAGGAGACUAAGUUGUCAGGUAUAAAUGAGGGCAUGGUUAAGGAGAUGUGGGGAGAGGACAGGUUUGAGUUUUCAUAUUUGGACGCUAUUGGGGCUUCAGGAGGGAUUAUAAGGAUGUGGAGGAAGGAUUUUUUCAAGGUUUUGUUCAGCUUUAGAGGAGAGGGUUUUCUAGGGAAGUGCAUGGAGAAGGAGGGUAAGCUGAUAUAUCUGGUAAACGUUUAUGCUUCUUGCGUUAAUUCGAAUAGAAGGAUCACGUGGAAGAAGCUGGUAGAGUAUAGCCGUAAGUUUCAAUUGGGAUAUUGGUGUGUCGGGGGCGAUUUUAAUGUUGUGUCAGCCCAAGAAGAAAGAGUGGGGUUUGCUGGAAGUAGACAUAGGAAGGAGAUAUCUCAGUUCCAAGAUUUUAUAGCUGAGAUGAAGUUGGUGGACAUCCCUACAAUAGGAGGUAAAUUCACUUGGUUCAACAGCAAUGGCAAGUCUAUGAGCAGGAUUGACAGAUUCUUACUUUCAGAGAGUUUCAUAGAGGAUUGGAACAUCGAGGGGCAAUAUAUAGGUGCUAGAGACAUCUCUGAUCACGCGCCAAUUUGGAUUAAAAACAACAGGAAGGACUGGGGGCCGAAACCAUUUAAGUUCAACAAUGGUACGGUGCAUGAAGAGGAGGUGAGAAGGAGGGCUAAAGUGGUGGAAGUUUUUUGGGAAAAUCUAUAUAAGAAGGAGAGUUAUCUAAGGCUCAAAUCAAGACAGUCGUGGCUUGCCGAGGGAGAUAAUAACACGGGGUUUUUCCACUGUUCUCUAAGAGGUAGAAGAAGCAAGAACAAGCUGUGUUCUCUUCAAUAUAAUGGUAGGAGGUUAGAGGAAGUGUCCGAAAUAAAGGAAGCUGUCUUUAAUCAUUUCAAUGGUUUCUUUAUGGAGCCGGAGCUUAACAGACCUAGGCAAGCUGGUCAAGUCCAUCUCUUCGGAUUUCAUUGCCCUCAUUCCCAAAAAUCAAAACCCCCAAGAUUUAACGGAGUACAGGCCGAUUUGCUUGGUUGGAAGUCUUUACAAAAUCUUAUCGAAAAUGCUGGCAGCAAGGAUCAAAAAAGUGCUGGGAGACUUAUUUCGUGUAACCAAUCAGCAUUUGUGCCCGGAAGGAAUAUGCUGGACGGUGUCUUGUUGGUCAACGAGGUUAUCGAUUGGGCUAAACGGAAUAAGUCAAGCUGUCUCCUUCUGAAAGUCGAUUUCGAGAAAGCUUAUGACUCUUUAUCGUGGAAUUUUCUUAGAGAUAUGUUGGUGAGGAUGGGAUUUGGCAAGAGGUGGUUGAUGUGGAUGGACGCAUGUAUUUUUUCAAGCCAUUUGUCUGUACUUGUUAACGGGAGUGCCACACAUGAUUUUAUGGUUCAUAGAGGGUUGCGUCAAGGAGAUCCGUUGUCCCCGUUCCUCUUCGUAUUAGCAAUGGAAGCCCUUACAGCUUUGGUUAGAAAUUCUGUUGUAGUGGGUGGAUUCAAACCGUUCCAGUUUAGGAUUGACGAGGGAGUCGACAUCCUUCAGUUUGCCGACAACACCAUUAUUUUUGGGGAAGCAUCUACUGCAAAUCUGUGGAAUCUGAAAGUAAUUCUGAGAGGUUUUGAGUUAAUUUCAGGUCUGAAAAUUAAUUUUUCUAAAAGCAGUGUUAUGGGAGUAAAUGUGGGAGAUUGGAUUCUGGAUGCGGCAACAAAUUUCCUAGCUUGUAAGAGAGGUAAUUCUUCCUUUUUGUUUCUUGGAAUUAUGGUGGGAGUUAACCCUAGAAAUAAGAAGGUGUGGUCUAAAGUCCUAUAUAACUUUAAGAAAAGGUUGGAUACUUGGAAGGGUCGGAAUAUAUCAAUAGGAGGUCGGGUGACGCUCAUAAACGCAGUGCUAAAUGCUAUUCCUUCCUUUACGUUUUCAUUUUAUAAAUCUCCGCUUAAAGUUUUGAAUAAAAUCAGAGGAAUCCAACGUAAUUUCUUGUGGAGCGGGAAUGCAAACAAGAGGAGCAUAAACUGGGUGAAGUGGGAUACGAUUUGUAAGCCAAAGGAUAAAGGGGGUUUAGGAGUUAGAGACGUCGGAGAAUUCAAUAGAGCGCUUCUAUUAAAGUGGAAAUGGAGGCUUUUGAAGGAUGAUGGGGCUGUUUGGAAGAGUUUUGUGCAGUGGAGGUACAAGAAUAUUAGACUUAAAGUGUUCCUGCCAGCGGGGGAAGGUUUUAACGCGAAAGAUUCGAAAUGGUGGCGUGAUGUUCUUUCCAUUGAUAUCUUAAGGGACAACUCGGAAGAAGGUUUCAGCUCCUGUGUUCAAUGUAUAGCAAACAAUGGUUCUAGCAUUUCUUUUUGGUAUAGCAUUUGGUUGGAAAAUCAAUCACUCCGAAUCUCUUUCCCGAAUUUUUUUGAUCUCUCAACCAAUAAAUAUGCAUCAGUUGGGGAUAUUGUGGAGUGGGAUAAUGGCACUCAAAGAUGGAAGUUUGAAAAUCUUUUCGAAUCUGUCUCUUAUUUUCAGGUUUUAAAUACAAUAGGAGGGCUGCAGUCGGCUAACUGGCAGCAGUUUCUGGAUAUCGUAAACUCGUAUUCGCUGGAUUCAUCUGCAGAGGACGGCUUCGUGUGGAUUCCCAGGCAAGAUGGUGUUUUUACAGUAGCCAGCGUGGCUGUUUUGCUAGAGGAGCAUAAGGAGUCUGCUUGGGGUCCUGAUAUUAAUAGGAGACUGAGCAUCAUGUGGAAAUCGUCUGUUCCGCUAAAAAUUAAAAUUUUUGCUUGGCGGUUGUUGAUUUCUAGGCUGCCCUUGAAAGAUAUGUUGGUGCUUAGAGGAAUGGUAGCGAACAUCAUAGAUCCUAAAUGCCCUUUUUGUGACAUCCAUGAGGAAUCCUUAGACCACUUGUUCUUCUUGUGCCAAGCUUCUAAGAAUAUUUGGGAAAAGGUUCUGGCGUGGAUUGGCUUUAGCUCAGGUUCUUUUUGGGAGGCGUUUUUGGGUCUAGACGAUAUUCAACUCAAGGUGACAAACUCACAUAUCCGGAAUAAAGUUAAUGUUAUUUGGUUGGCGAAUACGUGGAGCUUAUGGCUUAUGAGGAAUGAUAAUGUCUUCAACAACGUCCCUUUCAGCUUUGAGACGGUGUUUAACAGAAUUGUGUUUCUGUCGUGGAGGUGGUCGGAGUGUAGUUUUUUGUUACCUAGAUCUAGUUUCUACGAUUGGUAUAAGUUACCCUUAUAG